Messenger RNA from Daldinia caldariorum, 1735 nucleotides. RefSeq lists its product as uncharacterized. Gene Ontology annotation, biological process: proton motive force-driven ATP synthesis; proton transmembrane transport. Gene Ontology annotation, molecular function: proton transmembrane transporter activity. Lineage: Eukaryota; Fungi; Ascomycota; Sordariomycetes; Xylariales; Hypoxylaceae. The transcript is spliced from 3 exons. The coding region runs from base 751 to 1350 and encodes 199 amino acids. The record is from RefSeq and is a predicted model, not a curated record.
UUGAGAAUAACAUCUAAAAGACAUAAUAUAAGGAAGUCCUUAAUUGGGAAAAUUAGCGAAGCGGUGAUCGUCAAGACGAAAAAAAAACCUCAAAACUUUUUGAUAAAUGCGCCCGGGAUGCCGGUAUAGGAUGACCCGGUAUUCCCCGAAAGGUAGCCCUUCGCUUUACCCAACCGUCAAAAAAAUUAUCGACAGCCUUGUCCUGAUCGGGUAGUCCUCUACUACACAGUAGAAAAAAAAAUUGCGAUCAAGUUUAGAUCAGUACCUUAGGUCAAAGGCGUCCCACUUUCUCAACCCACUCGUCCUAUGAAUUUUCGAGUCGUAGUCUUUCCCUUAGCAUUACCUAGUACCUAAACCUACCUGAAGCAGCUUGAGGUACUUCUGGUCUCUCAGGAAACUUCCCAAGGGCCGACGACCUUACGCUCAUAUCAACUAUUGCACUGUGUCCCCUUAGGUACUUACCCCCCUAGGGCCUGAAGGUACCCAGCUGCUAACUAACUUAGCAACCAAGUAACCAAGCAACCACCGACCCGGACGAUUCUGUUCCUCUAGUUUCUUUCCGAAGCUCUUACUUCCUUUUCUUCCUUUCCCACUCACACACCAGUCAGCAAGCUCAAUUUUUUUUUUCUCUCCCUUCGACGAUUUGGACCAGCUCCUCCCCUCCCAUCCCAUCUUCUCUUUCAUCAGUCAUCUUUGGUCUUUUCCAACCAAUACCUCUCUCCCCUCCAUCUCAUAUCCACGUCUAUCACAAUGGCCUCCGCUCGCGUUGUCGCCUCUAGGCUCGCUUCCUCCAUGGGCACCAAGGUCGCUCGACCUGCCAUGCGAACUCAAUUGACCAGCGUUGCUGCUAAGCGAACCAUCAGCAAUGCUACUCCCUUCCAGGCUGUCAAGCGCCAGCAAGCCUCCAAGAUCCUGAGCGCCACUACCCGCCAGGCUUUCCAGCAGACUCCCCGCCGAGCAUACUCCUCUGAGAUCGCCCAGGCCAUGGUCGAGGUCUCCAAGAACUUGGGUAUGGGUUCCGCUGCUAUCGGUCUGACUGGUGCUGGUAUCGGUAUCGGUCUCGUCUUCGCUGCUCUCCUCAACGGUGUUGCCCGUAACCCCGCCCUCCGUGGCCAGCUCUUCUCUUACGCCAUUCUGGGUUUCGCUUUCGUCGAAGCCAUCGGUCUUUUCGACCUGAUGGUUGCCCUCAUGGCCAAACUUAAGCAACUUAACCUCCAUACUUACGGAGGCUGGGGUUCACACUACGGUCUGGAACGUGUGAAUGAGCAAAUUCGGAGUGAGGGGUACACCGCGAUAGGUUUUCGUGCCUUCACCGUGUUCAAUAGGCGAACCAGCAUUAGAGUAAUUUAGAGGUCCAUAGACUCCCGUGGAAAGGGGAUAAAAACCUUAGGGGGAGGGUUUGCAUUGCAUUCAAGGCAUGUAAAGAUGGGAGAAAACUCAAGGCCACCCUCUUGGUUGGCGUCUGUAAAAAUACAACCACCAUCUUCACCAACACUACUACUACUACCACCGCUAAGACUUCCCCUUUUUUGUCUUUUCUUUCAUGUCUGGUGACGAGAAAAAAAGAAAAAAAAGAAAGGGACGAGAGAAAAUGAAUCCGUAAAAAACUGUCCAAAAUGGACUAAUCUGAAGAAAUUCCACUCAUCAAGUAUUUUUGAUAUCUUGCCUCUAUCGUGGUAUGGCCUGUAAGAAGGGGAGGGGGGACCCGUUAGCAGAGGCCAGCCAGCUCCUGGUC